GUGUACAGUACACUUUGGUUAGUUGUUCAUUGCUGAAGUCGUUGAGAGGUUCAAAAAGCAAAUUCUGAAAGCUGUUUCUGUGUCAUCAUGGCUAGAACAAAGCAAACUGCCCGUAAGUCAACUGGAGGAAAAGCUCCAAGGAAGCAGCUUGCCACCAAGGCUGCUCGUAAGAGUGCUCCGUCAACUGGUGGAGUGAAGAAGCCUCACAGAUACCGUCCUGGUACUGUCGCUCUUCGUGAGAUUCGUCGUUACCAGAAAUCCACUGAGCUUCUUAUCCGCAAGCUGCCCUUCCAGCGUCUUGUUCGCGAAAUCGCUCAGGACUUCAAGACUGACCUUCGUUUUCAGUCGGCAGCCAUUGGUGCUCUUCAGGAGGCAAGCGAGGCCUACCUGGUCGGCCUCUUCGAGGACACCAACUUGUGUGCCAUCCAUGCUAAGCGUGUCACUAUCAUGCCCAAGGACAUCCAGCUGGCACGUCGCAUCCGUGGCGAGCGGGCAUAAGCUGCUCGUGGCUUACUGAUAUUCAUGCAAUAAAUAUCUGCUGCUUAUACCCGUACACCCGUAUGCAUGUAGCGUGCUUCCUGGACCUUGUACGGGUAGGUUCUAAUGAUAGAUUUUCGGUGUGUCACAUCUACAUCAUGCAACUUUGGUCGCGUACUUGAGUGGUAGCGCAUCACGCCCCAACCUGGACACACUAGCAUGCUUUCGAGUCCAUCAUAAUUAUCUGAUAUAAAAUAUUUUUCAACUUUUACAGUGCUCAUGUGAUUGAUCCAUGUCUUUGUUUUUCUACUGAUCAAUGAAAAAGAUCCAUAGUUGAGUUGGUCAGUCGUAUACCACAA
Messenger RNA from Sycon ciliatum, 836 nucleotides. RefSeq names its product histone H3.3A. NCBI's taxonomy places the organism in Eukaryota, Metazoa, Porifera, Calcarea, Leucosolenida, Sycettidae. The transcript is spliced from 2 exons. Gene Ontology annotation, cellular component: nucleosome; nucleus. Gene Ontology annotation, molecular function: DNA binding; protein heterodimerization activity; structural constituent of chromatin. The record is from RefSeq and is a predicted model, not a curated record. Bases 88 to 498 code for a protein of 136 amino acids.